AAAAUUCCUACGCAUUAACCUUUCAAAUUGUCUCAAACGCUAAAGCACAUGAGAAGAAGAUGGCAAGUAGAAACACAAGAUAAGGGAAAUCACCAUUUUCACGUUUUACGGCUUAUGGUCCGGUGAAUACACAUCUCACGCUGGUAUAAUGCAUAUUUCAGUAAAAAUAUUGAAUGGUCAAGAAUGCACCGUAGCGGUGUCCCCGAGUAGCCUAGUGAGUGAAGUGAAGGAGCAAGUACACAAUUUACUUUCAGUUCCAGUGGCAGAACAAAAGUUGCUUUUUCGUGGCAAAGCACUAACAGAUGAAAAACUUCUCAAGGACUAUGAUAUCCAGGAUGGAACAAAAUUGACAUUGGUGGUGAAAAAGUCUUCCAGAGACAGUCCUUCGCCAUGCACCCCUGACCUUGCUUCCAGUACCUCACUCCCCCCUGUGUGGGAGAAAUUGCAUAUGUUCUUGAGGCGCCAUUUCCGAGAAAAGGAUGCUGAUCUUGUCUUGGCUGAGUUUAGGAAGAAUUUUGAACAUGGACUUUCACAGCUUAGCCUGGAUGACAUUGAUAGGUUGGCCGCCACCAAAAUCAGACAGCAGCAAGAAAAGAUAAACUUGCUGUUUUCUUAGCAUCAUUUCUUAAGAGCUGUUGUAUGUAUUUAUUGGACUGCAUGACAUUUUGAGCUCUUCUCUGGUGAUGCUUCAGUUCUUUUACAUGAUUUGACUGGAACAUGCUGCUGAAAAUACUGUGGUGUGUAGUUUUAAAGUUUUAUGAAUGCCUUUUUUCUCUGAAGGAGUAUUGUCCAGUUAGCAAAACACUUUUUAUUUGGGAGAGAACUCACUGCAUCUUGUUGGACAUGUGUAAAUAAUUGAAUACAUCUACAAAGUGUCCAGGAUUUCAAACGUGUCAGGUAUUGUAUAAAUCUGCUAGAUCAUAUGGUUCACUUGUAAAUAGGGCAAUGUGUACAUCUGCCAGGAUAUUUGAACUGUAAAUCUUUUAGUGUGCUCUGUGUUAAAUUUCCAAGUGACACUUUUAAAUGCCACAAGGCAGUUGCACAAGUCUUUUUUUCAAAACAUGUAAUGCAAUGUGUGUUAAGAUACUUAUACUUUUAAGUGGGACAGUAAAGAGGAGUUGAGGUGUUUUAGGUUAUAUGCUAUAAAUUUGAAUUACAACAAUCCAUGUUCUUUCUGUUUUAGAAAUGCUAUCUUGUAAUAUAGACUAAAAUUAAAGUCUAAAGUACAUGAAAGCUUAAUCGUAAACAGAAGAAUCAUGAGUUGAAAUCUUUGCUAGCUUUGUAUUUUGGUCAUUGAUGAUGCUUUUAAAUUAAAAAAAAAAUUAUGGUGGCUGAGUAUUUUGGUCAUAAGACUUUAAAGAAAAACCACCAUACAUUUUAUGAAUAACAGUUUUGAAAAUGUUAUCUUGAGGUAGCAUACAGAAUGGUAGCAUUUAUCAAAACCUCACAUUUUUCUAUACAUCUUAAAGCAUGUGUGAAGGAGAGUCAUAUAUUUCUUGUGCAGUUAAUGUUGCCUUUAUAACUUCUGUAUUUGAACAACCUAAAACAAGAAUGUGAAUUAAAGUUAUCAAAUAUAUUUUUUCAUCAUGAAA
Pomacea canaliculata is the source of this 1592-nucleotide messenger RNA. RefSeq names its product ubiquitin-like protein 4A. Lineage: Eukaryota; Metazoa; Mollusca; Gastropoda; Architaenioglossa; Ampullariidae. Bases 149 to 616 code for a protein of 155 amino acids. Gene Ontology annotation, molecular function: protein binding. Gene Ontology annotation, biological process: post-translational protein targeting to endoplasmic reticulum membrane. The transcript is spliced from 4 exons. The record is from RefSeq and is a predicted model, not a curated record.